Protobothrops mucrosquamatus (brown spotted pit viper) is the source of this 1473-nucleotide messenger RNA. Its product is annotated as methanethiol oxidase-like. The transcript is spliced from 12 exons. The record is from RefSeq and is a predicted model, not a curated record. NCBI's taxonomy places the organism in Eukaryota, Metazoa, Chordata, Lepidosauria, Squamata, Viperidae. The coding region runs from base 1 to 1473 and encodes 490 amino acids. Gene Ontology annotation, molecular function: selenium binding; protein binding.
AUGGUCAAACACCGAGCAAAAGAUGCGGAGAAGAAGCUUCCAAAGGACCCAAGCAAAGGUAGGAAGUCAAGACCCGUCUCAAUGUUGCUACCCAACACCUUGGAUGCCAUGAAAGGACCUCGGGAGAAGCUGAUGUACGUGAUUUGCGUCUUAACCAGUACAGGAACCCAGAAGCCGGAUUAUCUCGCCACGGUGGAUGUGGAUCCCAAAUCUCCCACUUACUGCCAAGUUAUUCACCGGCUGCAAAUGCCGUGCCUUAAUGACGAGCUUCACUUCAUGGGCUGGAACACUGGAAGCAGCUGCUUCGGAGACGCCAGCAAGAAACGCAACCGUCUGGUCCUUCCUGGUUUCAACUCUUCGCGGAUUUAUAUUGUGGACACUGGGACUGACCCCCAAGCUCCCUGCCUGUUUAAGGUGAUUGAGCCCAGAGAGGUCUUCUGUAAAACCAACGUGGCUUCAAUACUCACCCCACACUAUCUGAGCAGCGGAGAGGUCAUGAUCAGCUCCCUAGGGGACCUAUUUGGCAAUGGAAAAGGCGAAUUCAUUCUCGUGGAUACGGAAACAUGGCAAGUGAAGGGCACCUGGAACCGCCCUGGAGACGCGGCUCCAGUAGGAUAUGACUUCUGGUACAAACCAAGGCAUAACGUCUUAUUCAGCACUGAACUGGGAAUCCCUAAAUUCUUUGUGGAUGCCUUCAUCCCCGAAAAUCUGGAGAAAGGAUACUUUGGACGCUGCCUGAACGUGUGGGACUGGACCACCCGCUGCCUCGUCCAAUCCAUUGACCUGGGGGAAGAUUCAGUCCCUUUGAUGGUCCGCUUACUGCACAACCCAGAUGCCCCACACGGCUUUGUGAGCUGUUUCUUUGACGGCUCUGUGCAUCAUAUUUUCAAGAAGGAGGACGGGACGUGGACAACGGAGAAGGUGAUCCAGAUUCCAGAGAAGGAGGUCACCGGGUGGUACUUCCCUAGAAUGCCAGCGUACACCGUUUACUCAGUUAUUUCGUUGGAUGACCGUUUCCUGUACAUUAGCAACUGGCUUCACGGAGAUGUCCGACAGUAUGACAUCACCGACCCCCACUGCCCUCGGCUGACGGGCCAGGUGUUUGUAGGAGGCAGCAUCCAGAAAGGCAAGGUGGUCACUGUGAUUAAGGACGAAGAGCUCGACUGCCAGCCAGAUCCUCUCGUGAUCCAGGGAAGGAGAGUCUACGGGGGACCAGACAUGCUUCAGCUCAGCUUGGAUGGAAAAAGACUUUAUGUUACCAAUAGUCUCGCCACACAGUGGGACGAGCAAUUUUAUCCAGAAAUGUUCAGGGAAGGCUCAGUCAUGCUCCAGAUCGACGUGGACACCGAAAACGGGGGUCUCUGUGUGAACCCAGACUUCCUGGUAGAUUUCGGGAAGGAUCCGUGGGGUCCCGCUCGUGCAUGCCAAAUGCGUUACCCGGGAGCAGACUGUACCACGGACAUCUGGACCUGA